This is a messenger RNA of Dentiscutata erythropus, 404 nucleotides long. NCBI's taxonomy places the organism in Eukaryota, Fungi, Glomeromycota, Glomeromycetes, Diversisporales, Gigasporaceae. The record is from the annotation of a GenBank genome assembly.
UAAUAACUUUGAUAUCAUUAUGGAAACUGGUAAAAUUGGUGUUAAAGUGAAUGAUGGAACUAAAAAAUCACAACGAAAUGCGAAACCGAAUCAAAAGAUCGUGCGUCUUAUUGAUGUUCCGUUCCCUCCAGAUUUAACUGAAGAGGAUCUAGUAAAACCUAGAAAUGAAAAUUGUGAUAAACUGAAAGUACCGAAUAAAUUCUUUAUAUACAGAAAAUGGUACACCAUGUGUUUGGAGAGAGAAGAACUGAAAAAUGAUCAAACGUCAAUUUCUCCUUAUAUUUCUGAACAAUGGAGAAAUGAACCUCAAAAAGUUAAGGAUCAUUAUGCUGACUUGUCUAUACGUGCGGGCAAAUUGUUCAAAGAAAGAUACGGAAAAGAAGGAUUUAAAACCAAUACUUCAA